Molecule: messenger RNA, 408 nt
Organism: Octopus sinensis (East Asian common octopus)
Lineage: Eukaryota; Metazoa; Mollusca; Cephalopoda; Octopoda; Octopodidae
Exons: 1
Coding region: 1-408 (135 amino acids)
Source: RefSeq, a predicted model, not a curated record
AUGUCUCUAAAUUCGUUACCUACUUUUACAGGUGAUGCCACACUGUGGUUUGCACAGCUAGAGGCACAAUUUUGUGCACACAGUAUUUCUCCCGAGCAGCAGUUGCAAAUCCUGUAUGGUUGUAUGCCUCCUCAACUUGCAUCUACAGCCAGAGACCUUAUCACAGACCCUGGCCCAGACGCCACUUAUGCGUCUGUUAAAUUAGAAGUAGAAAAGAGAAACACACGAAGCGAGGAAAGUCGUUUCAAUGAGUUGAUGGCGGAUGAAGAACUGGGAGAUAGGACUCCUUCUGAAUUUUUGCGUAGACUAAGAGAGUUGAGCGGUAAAGCUGCUGACGCCCCUCUCCUUCGGAAAUUUUUUUUUCAAGGUUGCCCGCCUAUAUACAGACUGUUUUGGCAACCGCUUUAG